AUAAAAUAAAAGGUGGCAUCAUAACUUUGUCAUCAAGGAUCAAGGUGAUUUUACAAGAUCGGUGUUAGCUAAGUAGCUGAAACUGAAAGUUUUCAAAAUGAUUCCUGUACGUUCAUUAAUUGCAAAUAAAAGUUUUGUCAAUGCAGUUGCUGUUCGUAUGCUUGGGCCUAAAAGCUUCUAUCGAGCAGAGAGUACGGUCCCUACUACUUAUGCUGAACAGCGUGCUCACCUUGAAAAAUUGUUGACGGAGGAGUUGCCGAAACCGUAUGAUGGACCUGAACGAGAUCUUGUAAAUUUCCCUAAACGUAAAAGAGCUAUUGAUAUUGGAAAAGUCAGAAUGGGUUUUCUUCCAGAUGAAUGGUUUACUUUCUUUUACAAGAAAACUGGUGUAACUGGACCUUAUGUUUUCGGCACUGGAUUGUUGACAUUUCUUUUGUCUAAAGAAUUUUACGUCAUUGAAGAUGAAUUUUCUACUGGUUUAUCAAUCUUCAUUCUGUUUUACAUUGCUCUAAAGAAAUUUGGUCCUAGUGUAAGCGCUUUUGCUGAAAAAUGUGUUCAGGAAGAAGAAGAUAAGUUCGAGAAUGAAAAAAAGAAAGCUAUGGAUGAUCUUGUGCAGUCAAUUGAAGGCACUAAGAAGGGUGUUUGGCAAAUGGAAGGACAGAAGAUCCUGAUGAACUCUAAACGAGAAAAUGUGCAAAUGCAAUUGGAAACAGAAUAUCGACGACGGUUGAUGCAUGUCUUUGAGCAAGUUAAAAGACGAUUGGAUUAUCAAUUGGAGCUUGUCAACACUCGUAGGAAACUUGAACAGAAGCACAUGGUGGACUGGAUUGUAAAUAGUGUUGUUAAGAGCAUUACACCUCAACAAGAGAAAGAAGCAUUACAGAAGUGUAUAGAUGAUUUGAAAGCUUUAGCAGUUAAAGCACACUGAAUCUAACAGCGAAAAAGAAAAUUAUUUGUGCUUGAAUAAACUCAGUUAACUUUACUAAUUAGAGAAAAUUUAAUAAAUUAAUCUACUACUUGAA
Parasteatoda tepidariorum (common house spider) is the source of this 1022-nucleotide messenger RNA. It is a transcript of the gene ATPsynB, whose product is annotated as ATP synthase subunit b, mitochondrial. Gene Ontology annotation, biological process: proton motive force-driven ATP synthesis. NCBI's taxonomy places the organism in Eukaryota, Metazoa, Arthropoda, Arachnida, Araneae, Theridiidae. Gene Ontology annotation, molecular function: proton-transporting ATP synthase activity, rotational mechanism. The record is from RefSeq and is a predicted model, not a curated record.